GUAGGGGAGUUCGUGGAUGUGCAUGGCAUCGGGCAUAGCAUCGUGCGUUGCAACCGCUGCUGUCGCACGGCAAAGGAGUGCAACUACAGGAUCAAGGCGAAGGGCCAGUCGACUUACCAGUGCGACGCGUGCAACACGAACGGGGUGCGCCUUUCUCGGAGGUUCGGACAGUGGCCGCCAAAGUGUUUCGCCAAAAUGAAGAGUGAGUUCAAGCAGCAGUUCUACAAGGAUCUGGCAGAAGAUCCUGGGCUGUCGAACCUCGAUCGCAUUGAAGCCUUCGUGGUCAGCUCAAUCACUGUCCAACGGAUGGAGGAGGAGCGCGUCCGCAAGGGUGGCAAGUACCUUCCGCUGAGGAAGUGGGCGCACGACGGCUUCGACGCGAAAAAGAUUGAAGAUAAUGUGCAGGAUAAGAGGUGGAACCCUGAUCUCGGGGAGUGGACGUACAGGCCGCAAUUGGAGGCGGCCUGGAGCGAGACAGUGGAGGCCGCAGUGCGCAACGAGCUGUACACCGAUAAGAGGACGCAGGCGAAGCAGAGCGGCCCGCGGGCAGCGGCCUCGACGGGCGUCGCAGAGCACGGCGGCGACAAGGGCGACAGAAGCGACGAGAGCGACAUGUCCAGAUCCAG
Messenger RNA from Prorocentrum cordatum, 626 nucleotides. The record is from the annotation of a GenBank genome assembly. Lineage: Eukaryota; Dinophyceae; Prorocentrales; Prorocentraceae.